Messenger RNA from Gilbertella persicaria, 658 nucleotides. RefSeq names its product histone chaperone. The transcript has 5 exons. The coding region runs from base 86 to 625 and encodes 179 amino acids. The record is from RefSeq and is a predicted model, not a curated record. NCBI's taxonomy places the organism in Eukaryota, Fungi, Mucoromycota, Mucoromycetes, Mucorales, Choanephoraceae. Gene Ontology annotation, biological process: DNA replication-dependent chromatin assembly. Gene Ontology annotation, cellular component: nucleus. Gene Ontology annotation, molecular function: histone binding.
UCUCUUUUUUUUUCUUUUUUCUUUUCUCCUUGAUUACGAUUAUUAUUAUUAUUAUUAUUACUAUUAUUACUAUUAUUAUACAACCAUGGCUCUUGUUAACCUUUUAAAUAUUCAAGUCUUGGAUAACCCUACUAGUUUUACAAACCCUUUUCAAUUUGAAAUCACUUUUGAAUGCAACUCUCCUCUUGAAGAUGACCUCGAAUGGCGAAUGAUCUAUGUUGGUGCUGCUGAAAGUUCAGAAUAUGACCAAGUGCUUGAUUCUAUCAUGGUGGGUCCUGUUCCUGUGGGUGUCAAUAAAUUCAUUUUUGCUGCAGAUGCUCCUAAAAUUGAACUUUUACCAAAGAAAGACUUGUUGGAGGUCACUGUUGUUUUGUUGAGCUGUCUUUACAAGGAUCAAGAAUUUGUCCGUGUUGGUUAUUAUGUCAACAAUGAAUACAAGGAUGAAGCAUUACGCGAAAAUCCCCCUGAACAAGUGAUUGUCGAUAAAUUGCAAAGAAACAUCUUGGCUGAUAAACCCAAGGUGACAAGAUACACAAUCAAGUGGGGAGGAAACCCUAAUGAAACUUCUUCUCAGCCUGUUAAUGAGCAAUCUUCUGCUAUGGAUCAGGAUAUGAUGGUUCAAUAAACUUAUAAAAUAUGACAAAAUGUAAAAUAAACU